UGCAUUUUACUUCAAAAAUGUAUUAGCUACAUAUCUAAAAAUUUCUCACAUUCAAAUAUGAGUGUUUCUAAAUCUUAAGUAUUUUAAAAUUACACGUCGUUUUCUGGCAUCGAUAAGAUGAACAAACAAACCAAAGAAUGGUCUCGCGCUGUGCUUUUCAAGCCAAAGGACAAUCUUACGACCGAGGCUGGAAAACGUGAACGCUUCGUCCCAUCCUGCGAACUAGAGGGCUCGCCGGUAUCCAUGCCGCUCUUGAUUGGCUGGGAGUAUGCUCGAAUUUGGCUGAAAGAACGCGACAAAUUUAUUAAGCAGCGGGAACGCGCUGUCAAAGCAAAGUUCAUUAAGAAUGAUUUUGAAUGGUGGCUAAAACUGCGGAAAACACAAAAAAAGUUUUGUAAAGCUGGCGCAUGAAACUAAAAUAUAAUUCAGGUUAUUUUGGCAAGCACGCAAAGUAAACUAUCCAAUAAAGGUAUUAACCUAGCAAAAUAAAUAUUUAUUAUUAA
This is a messenger RNA of Drosophila ficusphila, 503 nucleotides long. RefSeq lists its product as uncharacterized. NCBI's taxonomy places the organism in Eukaryota, Metazoa, Arthropoda, Insecta, Diptera, Drosophilidae. The transcript is spliced from 2 exons. The record is from RefSeq and is a predicted model, not a curated record. Bases 118 to 411 code for a protein of 97 amino acids.